AAGGAUCAAGAGCAACAGAACGCAAAGGAAGGAGGGAGGAAAAGAGAGCAGUAAAGACUUGCUGAGGACUAAAGGAUUAUUGGCAAUGUGAGAAGACAGCAAGAGGAGUACGAGCAGAGAAAUGCAAGGAGAGCGCAGCCAACUCAUCAUCUACGGGCCAUUGGUCAGAAACUUGGACAAGUUGCUGGACUACGAAGGGGAUCAUUAACGGAAAGGCAAUGAGCCCUCGGAGCCACACUGGCUAUUGAGGCAUCCCAGCACACGACCACAUUAUCAUCGACACUUUGGAUGUAAUCUCGCUGACUCCGACUGAUGUCCCUGCUUGACCCCUACCCCUUCGGCUCCUCAGGGGGAUGAGCCACCCUGCCAAAGAGUAUGGGCAGGAGAGUGGCCGACCCGACCAAUCCAGUACCCGCACUGGGAGUUCCCCUAGCGGUGGGGCGAUGGGGCCCGCUGUGCAGUGUCGGGGUGCAGACGUCUCCCGGGCUGCGGACUCUCUCUUCCAUCAAAAGACACGUCUACCCGCAGCGAGCCCUCACCAUGGCAACGGGCGCGACGGAGUCAGGAGGCGUUAUCUCAAGUGACAGCAACAGUCUGCCGCAGUCCAAGGAGACGUCUCAGAACGAAAUCAACAAACUGACACAGGAUGACAUGGGGUCGCAAGGGUCAGGCAGUGGUGUUUACUGCCAGAUAAAAGCAAUACGGACCAAUCCGAAAGACUCGAGAGGUAAAAGGAUAUCGAGGUACACCAAUGGCAGCGUGGUGGGCUCCGACAUGUUGGGAGGGGUCUGCAGUGAAGCCCCAGAAGUCAAGGAGGAGAGUCAAGAGAAGAGAAGAGUGCAGUCUCUACGUGGGGAGCGACACCGUUCCGUGGUGAAGACAGGGAAUGUUUGCACGACCGUCCACGUCACGCCGCCCCGGCCCUGUCGGAUGGCCACCACCUCCUCGCCCCAGCUCUGUGGAACGUGCGGGCGUAGACGCUCGCAGCUCACCCAGUGCACAGGCGCAUGCCGGAGGAGGGCCGCGCCUCAGAUAUCAUCCAGUCAGACUUUACCUCACCCCGUAUCAAAGCAGGGCGUGGCCCAGAACUCCUCAAAAAAGGAGAGUACUUUGGACGUCAAAAAGCAAGAGACAUCAGUGAAGACCAACAGUCGAAUCCCGCAGCUGUCGCACACCAUACCAAAAACGCACAACUCACACUCCAGCAGUGGAGCGCCUGCUCAGAAUAAGACGAGGCACCAGCAGAGCAGGCCACAUUCAGCAGAGUUUACACACUGCAAGGACUCGGCCACACAAACGGCAGACACACAGACCGGCAAGACUGUCACACACCCGCAGACUACAGCCGCAACAGAACCACUUUCAACAGACAAGCAUGAUCAACUCCAGCACAUAAAUUCAAAACCUCCAGACCCUUCCGAUCAUACAAAAUGUAGCAACCCCCCAGCUCUCCCUGCAAAAAACUCCCCUAAGUCGACUUCUUCCAAACCAUCUGGCCUUUUAGCUCGUAGCAAAAACACCCAGGAGGCGGCAGGCAGUCCCAAACUGAACUCUUCUAAAGACACCAGACUGAUGAACUACACAAAUCAGAAGAGCAAAUCUUUAGACGACCACACUUCGCCUUGUAAGACUCACAAGACAGCGCAAUGCAACGGCGCUCCAGCGGGACUGCUACUGGGGACUGGGAGCGCCCCUGGCGGCCUGGAAGGGAAGUUACAGAGCGUGGAGGAGAACCUCGUGUCCAAUCAGGAGAAGAUCAAGGUGCUCCUUAAUGUCAUUCAAGACCUGGAGAAGAGCAAGGCCUUCAGCGAAGGCCGCAGCUCGUACAGAACCGGUCAGGACAUUAACAACUGCCCCACCUGCCAAAAGACGGCCUGCAUCAUCUACAGUGUGGAGCAUGACUUCCGUCUGCAGGAGGGACGCUUUCAGGGGGUGAUGGAGUCCCUGGAAGGAGAGUACGACGUGCCUGCGCCCGUUCCGACCAAACCCGUAGCCGCCGCCUCCCAAGCCGGCCGUCCGAGCACCAAGGCCCGUGUCAAGAAGCUCCGCAAGAAGUGUUUCUGGUGGCUCUGAUAGUAACGCAGCAGCGUCUGAGGGACAUCAGUUAAGGGAUUUGGAAAUGAGUGCUGAACUUCCAAUAUACAGCAGAUGUAUUCAUUGCCAAUGAGAGCCCAUUACAUGGUAUGUAGCAAACAGAUGGAGCAUCAACACACGGGACUAUUUGUCACUUGGCAGAGUGGCUAUCUCGGAAGAUACAUAAAAAAAGGAUUUAUGGCUGAAUGGAUUAAUGACUGUCGAUGGAAAUGAAUCACAAGGUGUCAGUUUUGCAGCAGGGAACCUGGGAGUGCUACCAAGUGCUUGUUGUGUUUCUUAAGUUGAACGUAGCAAUAAGGGACACAGCAGGGAAGCCGUGUGGAAUACAUGUAGAAGAACUCUCAGGAAUAAAGAGACGGCCCGGCGAAUGGAAGGUGCAAAGUGUUUGAGAUUGUAUUAGGGAAUAUAUUAAGAGACAACGUGAUGGAGCAGCUGAUGGCAGACUGACAGGCUGUCUCACAUUAUUAACAUUUGUGUCACUGCUGACCCCCUGACUGAUUGAUUCUCCACAGUGGAAGCCCCACAGGCCUACAAUUUCUACAAGUGUUCUCUCUCUCACACACACACAAACGCACACACACACCACUUACAUGGUUGAAGACACACAUCAUACAAACCCAAAAGCAGUGAAGUUGUCACGUUGUGUAAAUGGUAAAUAAAAAGAGAAUACGAUGACUUGCAAAUCCUUUUCAACUUAUAUUCAAUUGAAUAGACUAAAAAGACAAGAUAUUUAACGUUUAAACUGAGAAACUUCUUUUUUUUUUGCAAAUAAUCAUUAACUUAGAAUAUUGCAAAAAAGUUGUCACAGGGGUAUUUUUACCACUGUGUUACAUGACCUUUCCUUUUAACAACAGUCAGUAAACGUUUGGGAACUGAGGAGACACAUUUUUUAAGCUUCUCAGGUGGAAUUCUUUCCCAUUCUUGCUUGAUGUACAGCUUAAGUUGUUCAACAGUCCGGGGGUCUCCGUUGUGCUAUUUUAGGCUUCAUAAUGCGCCACACAUUUUCAAUGGGAGACAGGUCUGGACUACAGACAGGCUAGUCUAGUACCCGCACUCUUUUACUAUGAAGCCACGUUGAUGUAACACGUGGCUUGGCAUUGUCUUGCUGAAAUAAGCAGGGGCGUCCAUGGUAACGUUGCAUGGAUGGCUCCAAAACCUGUAUGUACCUUUCAGCAUUAAUGGUGCCUUCACAGAUGUGUAAGUUACCCAUGUCUUGGGCACUAAUACACCCCCAUACCAUCACACAUGCUGGCUUUUCAACUUGGCGCCUAUAACAAUCCGGAUGGUUUUCUUCCUCUUUGGACACGACGUCCACAGUUUCCAAAAACAAUUUGAUAUGUGGACUCGUCAGACCACAGAACACUUUUCCACUUUGUAUCAGUCCAUCUUAGAUGAGCUCGGGCCCAGCGAAGCCGGCGGAGUUUCUGGGUGUUGUUGAUAAAUGGUUUUGCUUUGCAUAAGAGAGUUUUUACAAAUGUAGCGACACAGUGUAGUUACUGACAGUGGUUUUCUGAAGUGUUCCUAAACCAUACUUGCCAACCCUCCCAAAUUUUCCGGGAGACUCCCGAAAUUCAGCACCUCUCCCGAAAACCUCCCGGGACAAAUAUUCUCCCGAAAAUCUCCCGAUUUUCAGGCGGAGCUGGAGGCCACGCCCCCUCCAGCUCCAUGCGACCUGAGUGAGGACAGCCUUUUUUCAUGACUGGAGGACAACAGGGUGACAAGAACUAAAUCAUCCAGACUAGAGAUAAAUUGUAUUAUUAUGUUUAUCUUACCUAAAAAUAAAUAUAUAUUUUAAUUAAAAAAAAAAAAAUACUAUAUUUUGCUAAAAACAUCAAAUUUAAUUAUAUUUGUAUUUUUUCUGACUCCUUAUUACAUUCAGCCAUAUAAUU
Messenger RNA from Nerophis lumbriciformis (worm pipefish), 3983 nucleotides. RefSeq names its product inhibitory synaptic factor family member 2B (gene insyn2b). The record is from RefSeq and is a predicted model, not a curated record. NCBI's taxonomy places the organism in Eukaryota, Metazoa, Chordata, Actinopteri, Syngnathiformes, Syngnathidae.